Messenger RNA from Dendrobium catenatum, 5297 nucleotides. RefSeq names its product phosphatidylinositol 4-kinase beta 1. The coding region runs from base 453 to 4559 and encodes 1368 amino acids. The record is from RefSeq and is a predicted model, not a curated record. The transcript is spliced from 16 exons. Gene Ontology annotation, cellular component: cytoplasm; membrane. Gene Ontology annotation, molecular function: 1-phosphatidylinositol 4-kinase activity. Gene Ontology annotation, biological process: phosphatidylinositol-mediated signaling; phosphatidylinositol phosphate biosynthetic process. Lineage: Eukaryota; Viridiplantae; Streptophyta; Magnoliopsida; Asparagales; Orchidaceae.
GCCCAACGAGGCGCGGUCGUAGUAUUUCGUUCCGAUGGCCAGUGGAGCAAACCUGUAAGGCUGCCCUCUCACGCAUUGCGCUCCUUGCUAUGAUGCUAACUCUUCCCCUGCCGACGACGAUGAUGGCGGAGAUUUGAAAACAACAAGGAGAGAAAUAGAAAGGCGUCACCGAGGACAGAUAAGGGAAAACCCUAAUCCAAAUUCUCUUCAGCUCCACGCUGUUGCCCCCCCCCUAUUUCGCCGAUUCAUCUAUCUCUCGGUAAUUGUUGUCAGCUCGUUCCGCGGAUAGCCCUAAUUAGGGCUUCAACGCGGCGGUGAGCAGGUGUUUCCUAGGCUUUACUGUCGCCGAUUCUGUGCCGGAUCUUGUCGGAAUUGGUUUGGGCCCUGGGGGGUUCGGGGCCGAUUCUAGGUCUGCCUCCCAGGGUGACUGGGCCUCCGAUGGCUGAUUGACCAUGGUGCGGCUUCUCGGAUUGAGCCGCUUCGUAGGCGACGACCCACCGCGGGAGAUUACCCGCACUAAUCCUGUCGUUGGUGAGGGAGGGAGUGGGGAGAAUGGGUGGCUUAUUCGGUUUUUCGACUCGGCCUUCUUCUGCGAGUGGAUCGCUGUCAGCUAUCUCUACAAGCACGAGCACCCUGGGGUCCGGGAUUACCUUUGCAACAGGAUGUACACGCUGCCGCUCGUCGGCCUUGAAAAUUACCUCUUCCAGAUCUGCUACAUGCUGGUUCACAAGCCGAGUCCAUCUCUCGACAAAUUCGUCAUCGAUACGUGCUCGAAAUCGUUGCGGAUCGCCCUCAAAGUGCACUGGUUUCUGAUGGCGGAGCUUGAGGAUUCCGAGGACAGCGAGGGCAUCAGCAGGAUCCAGGAGAAGUGCCAGAUUGCCGCCACCCUGAUGGGGGAUUGGCCUCCACUUAUCCGCCAGCCUCCUGGAUCCUCCUCGAACCUCAAGGGAAACCCUAAACUCAACCGGAUACUGUCCUCCAAGCAGCGAUCACCUUCGGUCGCCUCAACGCCGGCACUGGGUUCAAGUUCUCCAAUUGAGGGGAAUUGCAAUAACGGGAGCGCUGGACAUGACUGUAAUGGCAAGGUAUUGACAUCCUCUGAAGAGGGCAAGCUGUUAAAGAAGCUUUUGCCGGGGCCGAAGGUUCGUGAGGCAUUCUCUUUUAGGAAGUCCGCUGAGAAGCAAGAGGAGGAAACCGAUAAAGAUGGGUUUUUCCGCAGGCUUCUCAGGGACAGUAAGGAGAAGGAGUAUGAGGCGGACAAAGAUGGUUUUCUUCGUCGGCUGCUCAGCAGGGAGAAGGAUGAGGAGCUGACAUCCAGUUCAGAGGGUUUCCUCAAGAGAUUGUUUCGCGAUAAGGAUGGUAAACCAGGAGAAGGGAAAGUAGGAGAAGGUAAAUCGGGGGAAGAAGUGGAGGUGGAUGGUUUUUUUCGUAGGAUUUUCAAGGAUAAGAAUGAAGAAAGGAAAGAUGGCGAGCACUGCAAGCAUGGGGAAGAAGAUACCUGCAAUGGGAAUAUGGAGGAAGACGAGAAGGAGAGUUUGUUUAGGAGACUUUUUAAAGAGAAAAAUGAUGAGAAAGCAGAUAGUUCUCAUGAUAGUCGUGAUGGAGUAGAUAGGACCAAUGGGGGUGUUGAUGAAGAUGAGAAGGAAGGAUUUUUUCGUAGGCUUUUGAAGACUGAGGAGAAGAAGGAUAGUGGUUUGAGAAAUGAGGAAGUGCGGAGCAACAGGACAGCUGAGGAUGAUGAUAAGGAUGGUUUUUUCCGGAGAAUAUUUAAGGAUAAGAAUGAAGAAAGAAGUGCUGCUGUGAAUGCUAAGAACAGGGAUGAAGAAAGAGUGAGCAAAAGUGUUGACGAUGACGAGAAGGAUGGUUUUUUUCGCAGAAUGUUUAAGGACAAGAACGAAGAAAAAAGAAUUUCUGGGCAUUCUAGGAAUGAUGAUAUAGAAAAGCUUAGCAGGAAUAGCGUGGAUGAUGAAAAGGAUGGAUUCUUUCGCAGAAUUUUCAAGGAUAAGAAUGAAGAGAAAAGAGAUUCUGUGCUUGAGAGGACUGGUGAUGAAGAAAGACUUAGCAGGAGUAUUGAGGAUGAUGAGAAAGAUGGCUUCUUGCGCAGAAUUUUCAAGGAAAAACAUGAUGAAAGGAGGGUUGCUGGACAUGAGCGGAAUUUAGAUGAAGAAAGGCUUAGCAGAUGUACGGAUGAUGAUGAUAAGGAUGGUUUCUUCCGCAGAAUAUUCAAGGAAAAAAGUGAAGAAAAAAAGGUCUCUGGUCUUGAAAGGAACGAGAAUGAAGAAAGGUCCAGCAAGAAUAAUGAUGAAGAUGAAAAGGAUAGUUUUUUCCAUCGAAUUUUUAAGGACAAGCAUGAUGAAAAAAAAGCUUCUGGGCAUGAGCGGAUUGAGGAGGCAGACAAAGUGAAGAGUACUAUUGAUGACGAUGUUGAAAAGGAAGGGUUCUUUCGCAGGCUUUUCAAGGAAAAACAUGAAGACAAGAAAGAUGAGGGUCAUGAUAGAAAACAAGAGGAGAACCAGACUAGUGGCUCUUUUGAGGAAGAGGAGAGUUCUGAAUUUUUGUCCUUUCGCAGGUUAUUUAGGGUGCAUCCUGAAGAUAAUAAGAAUGCUUCAAUGAGUAUUAACCCUGAUAGUUCAUUUGAUAGUAGUCCUGGAACCGAGAACUUUUUUCGGAGGUUGUUUCGUGAUCGAGAUCGGUCUAUUGAAGAUUCUGAGCUUUUUGGUUCUAGAAAACCGAGAGAGCAAUUACGCCCUGGCUCACCGAGGCAACGGUUGGAAAGAUCAUCCACAAAGCCUCCUAUACCAGAUCAUUUGAUUUCACAAAUCCGGAAAGGAGCAUAUCAUGCCUCGCUAGAGUUUGUUCAAUGUUUAUGUGAUACCUCUUAUGGCUUGGUGGACAUAUUCCCUAUUGAAGACCGGAAAGUUGCUCUUCGAGAGUCCCUUCAGGAAAUCAAUUCUCAAAUAUCUGAAUAUCAAAAGAGUGGAGGACUUUGCUUUCCUAUGGGGAAGGGGAUGUAUCGUGUUGUUCAAAUACCAGAGGAUGAAGCUGUCCUUCUUAAUUCCAGGGAGAAGGCGCCUUAUCUAAUAUGUGUUGAAGUUUUGAAAUGUGAAUCACCCUGCCAAACAAAGGCGACUUCUGAUGUUCAAAAGCUCUCUAGAGGAAUAAUUCCUUUGGCAAAUGGAGAUCUGCAGUCACCGAAGCCUCCUCCAUGGGCAUAUCCUCUUUGGAGCCAACAUCCAGCACAUCAUUUUGAUACUGAUAGAAUGUUGAAAAAUACAUCACAAGCUAUUGACCAGGUUAUGGCUCAAUUAUGGGAAGCUAAAGUAAAAAUUGUCCAUGUUAGCCUAUCCGUUGAGGAUCAAAAGGCUGUCAUGUCAAGACAUCGUGAAAAAAAUCAUCAUAUUUCUAACGGGGAUCUGAAUAAGGAAUUUGGAAAUGAUGAAAACGUGGAAAGGGUAAUAGUAAAUUUAUCAGCCAUUCCGGGGGUUAAAAUGAAAGAUGUAGUUGAUCAAGAAGCACCCCGUCGCAAGGAACAUCGUCGCGUUCCCAGCACGAUUGCCAUUGAGGAAGUAAAGGCAAAAGCUGCCUGUGGUCAGGCACCUCCUGGAGUCCACCUAAAGGGUGCUGGUCAAAAUUCACCUGAUCAGCAGUCAAAGGCAACAAAUGGAGUUCCUAAGCCAAGUGAUGCAUUAUCUGGUGAAUUGUGGGAGGUUAAGAAAGAAAGGAUACGCAAGUUGUCUCCAUACGGGAAAGUUUCUGGUUGGGACUUGCGCUCUGUUAUUGUUAAGAGUGGUGAUGAUUGUAGACAGGAGCAUCUAGCAGUGCAACUGGUUGCUCAUUUCUAUGAUAUAUACCAAGAAGCUGGUUUGCCAUUAUGGUUGCGACCUUAUGAGGUCAUUGUCACUUCCUCUUAUACUGCCCUUAUUGAGACCAUUCCUGAUACGGCUUCGAUUCAUUCUAUUAAGAGUAGAUUUUCUCAUAUAUCAAGCUUGCGUGAUUAUUUUGUGGCUAAAUAUGAAGCGAACUCACCAAAUUUUAAGCUUGCCCAGAGAAGUUUUGUUGAGAGCAUGGCUGGAUAUUCCAUUUUAUGUUACCUUCUUCAGGUGAAGGAUCGGCAUAAUGGAAAUCUGCUUAUGGAUGAAGAAGGUCAUAUCAUUCAUAUUGAUUUUGGUUUUAUGCUAUCUAAUUCCCCUGGAGGAGUAAACUUCGAGAGCGCUCCCUUUAAAUUAACUCGUGAGCUUCUCGAGGUAAUGGAUUCUGAUGCUGAAGGGAACCCAAGUGAAUUUUUUGACUAUUUCAAAGUGCUGUGCAUACAAGGCUUUCUUACUUGCCGGAAGCAUGCAGAACAAAUAAUACUCAUUGUUGAAAUGCUACAGGAUUCGGGCUUUCCCUGUUUCAAAGGGGGUCCUCGGACAAUACAAAAUCUUAGGAAACGGUUUCAUUUAAGCCUAACAGAGGAGCAAUGCGUCUCUUUGGUGCUUUCCUUGAUCAGUAGCAGCUUAGAUGCCUGGCGCACCAGGCAAUAUGAUUAUUAUCAGCGGGUGCUCAAUGGAAUUCUAUGAUGCGUUUCUCCUGUGCUUAAUCUACCUUCAUAUUUGCCAAUUUCCAUUCAGAACAGAGGAAAUCUGGCGAUGAAUACUAGGUCGAAAGUUUUGUAGCUUGAUUUGGUUAGUUCAUUAUCAUGUGCCAGUUUACCUGCAGUGCCUGGUCUUCAGGUUUGAUCGCAUUGCUGCCGUGGAUGAUACAGUUAGCUUUCUACAUAUAUUGUGAAUUCAAUGGUGAUGAACCUGCAACUGAAUUUGUUACUGUACAGUAGAGGUCGGUGGAGCUAGUAAAUCUCUGCAGCUGAAGAUUUGGGUGCUCGAAACUAGAAAAAAAAAAGAAGAAAAAAAGAAUCUGUACAGAUGAUUCGUGGCUAGAUUCUAUUAGAGUGCCUUGAGAAUUGGAAGAUCGCUAAUAUGCUGCUUCCAAUUGGCGCUUAAUUGACAUUUCUGCUUUCUUGUCAUUUGUUCCUUCCAAUUUUCUCAGAUUUUGUAUUUUUCUUCGGGAGUUUUUCUUUGUGGCAUCCAGUUUUGAUGUCAGCAUUCCUUUAUCGGAUUGUGUAUAAUGAUGAAUUGAAAUGUUUGUUUGUAUAUGGUGUAAUUUAGUUUAUACUGUCAGUCUUCCCAACGCUGCCUCCCCCUCUAUUAUUUCUUCUCUAUACACUCUGCCUUUCCCUCUCUAUUUUCACCUGUUAGGAUGUUGUUUACUCUGUUUUGUAUCAUUUAUUAGCUAUUAUUGGCGUUCAUUAUAUGAUUUAG